Limanda limanda (common dab) is the source of this 612-nucleotide messenger RNA. RefSeq names its product cdc42 effector protein 3. The coding region runs from base 1 to 612 and encodes 203 amino acids. NCBI's taxonomy places the organism in Eukaryota, Metazoa, Chordata, Actinopteri, Pleuronectiformes, Pleuronectidae. The record is from RefSeq and is a predicted model, not a curated record. The transcript has a single exon.
AUGCCGCUGAGAACAUCAUUAUACAGAAAGCAAUCCUCUGCUCGUUGGCCCAGCAGGAACACCAAGCGCCGUGAGUCUCUGUCCGUCAACAUGAUAAGCCUGCCGCUCGGUGAUUUCCGCCAUAUCACACAUAUUGGCAACGAUGCCCACACAGACAGCUUUGGGGACCUGUCCUUCCUUAAGAUGGGCCACAACCUGCUUCUACAAAGCUCCCAGAGCGAACAGAACCUCUUCCUGGCCUGCUCUCCUCCGCCAAAGCCCCCUCGUCUCAACCUGGACGGGACAGACGGUUCGGAGAGCCCUAACUGGUCUGCUGGUCACCACGUCAGCUCCUCCGAGAGGAGGAAGAAAUGCAGCUCUAUGCCGCUGCUGGACAAUGAUGAAGUCAAAGUAGACAUAGCAGAGAGGGAUGGGUGCCAAAGAGGGACUAAUGUCGCUUGCGGACCAGGUCGGGGUAGUGUUAGUUCUGACAAGGAUGUAGACUCCACAGAUAUCUGGGAGAAAAAUGCUGGAAAACAAAAGGAAGAGGACAAUGGCUUUUCUUUCAGCCUCGACUUGGGCCCGUCAAUCCUGGAUGACGUUUUACAGGUGAUGAACAAGCAGCACAAUUAG